Frieseomelitta varia is the source of this 425-nucleotide messenger RNA. RefSeq lists its product as uncharacterized. Bases 66 to 425 code for a protein of 119 amino acids. NCBI's taxonomy places the organism in Eukaryota, Metazoa, Arthropoda, Insecta, Hymenoptera, Apidae. The record is from RefSeq and is a predicted model, not a curated record. The transcript has a single exon.
AGCGUGGACGAUUAAACAGCCCCAAGCCCCGGCAAACAAAUCAAAGUCAAAAUUCCCAAUACUGAAUGGGUUUCCUCGCGGUGGAGGCGCUCUGCGACUGCAAUGGAACCUCCGUCGCGCCGCCCCAACCGGUUGGCUGUUACAUCUCCGCUCGAGACAUCCUACCAUCCUGCAAACCGAUCCUGAAAGCCACGGCGAGAGGAAGAUGCGGCAUUCGUCGCAUGAUCAUUUCUACGUUUCUCCUUCUCGUUAUCCUGGUGGCGAUCUACUGCCUGUCCAUCUCCUGCGAGCGAUUACGAUCGUUCGGCAGAUCGGCGAUGAUUCAGAUACAAUCGACAGCUCGGAACCAACCUCAAAUCUCACCGGCACCGGCUACCGAACAGGAGAGCGCGGAACAGCCACCGCCAGAUGAGGGACAUUUGUAA